Messenger RNA from Physeter macrocephalus (sperm whale), 2487 nucleotides. It is a transcript of the gene BARX2, whose product is annotated as BARX homeobox 2. Gene Ontology annotation, biological process: regulation of DNA-templated transcription. Lineage: Eukaryota; Metazoa; Chordata; Mammalia; Artiodactyla; Physeteridae. The record is from RefSeq and is a predicted model, not a curated record. Bases 959 to 1762 code for a protein of 267 amino acids. The transcript is spliced from 5 exons. Gene Ontology annotation, molecular function: DNA binding; DNA-binding transcription factor activity, RNA polymerase II-specific.
CAGGGCAAAGGUCAUUGAUGGUUUGGGAUCUCCGUGGAACGGUCAAGUUCGCGAUCGCGGCGUACGCUCCGGGUGCCGGAACGCGCGGGCUGGGAGCCGCCUGCGAGCGUAGGGGACGCUAGGGGCGGGCGCCGUCCUUGGGAAACGGCGCGCGGAAGUCCACGUGGGGAGGCAGGAAGGCACGCGGCUCCUUGGGGGCGCCGGUUCUGGGGCCCGCAGUCUCGGGAGCCUCGGCGAAGUCUCGACUUCUUUCUACUAACAGACCAGGACGUGCCCGCCCGCCGGGUGCCGGCGAUGGGAGCGCGGCUGGGAGCGCGGCAGGCCCGGCGCGAGGGUGGCGCGCGGGGCUCGGCGUGGGCAGCGGCCCCCGGAGGCCUAGCCCGUUGGCGGGGGCGGCGCGCGCUCCCCGCACCGCGCGCACACACGGGCGCGCACGCUGCACACACACACCUGGAGCUCGUCCCAGGAGGGGGGCGGGGAGAAGAGCCGGAGCGAGUGUCUUAAAAUAGGCACGCAGACGAGCGCGAGACGCUGAGAGGCUGGAGAAGGCGAUUAAGAGCGGCGGGCACGAGGUGCGCAGGUCCGCCCCGGGUAACACAGGCGGGCUGGGCUCCGAGCGGCCGGCCCUCCGCGCGGCUCCGCACCAGGCCCUGCGGGAAGCGCGAGCUGAUUGACAGCUGCACUGUCCCCAAAAGGCUCGGCGAAGAUGCUGAUCUGCGGGUGGGUCUAGACGCGCAGCCCGCGCGCCCGGUGCCGGCUCCCCUCCGCGCACCUCCCGAGCCCCGCCGCCUCCCGGCCGCUGAGGAGCCGGCCGGAGGCCCCCGCCGGCGCGCCAGCCCCGCGGCCCCGGGCGGCGGGCGCCCGCCCGGGCUCACCAUGCACUGCCACGCAGAGCUGAGGCUGAGCUCGCCCGGCCAGCUCCAAGCAGCCAGGAGGCGCUACAAGACUUUCAUGAUCGAUGAGAUCCUCUCCAAGGAGACCUGCGACUACUUUGAGAAACUUUCCCUCUACUCCAUGUGCCCGUCGCUGGUCGUGCGACCCAAGCCCCUGCAUUCCUGUACCGUUUUGGCUGCGUUGGGUCUUUGUUGCUGCGCGGGCUUUCUCUAGUUGUGGCCCCGCCCCCCUUCGGGCAUACCCUCUCCUCUCGGUGAUCACCCGGCAGCCUACAGUCAUCCCCCACCUGGUCCCCGCCACCCCGGGAAUCGCCCAGGCUCUGUCCCGCCACCCGGCCGCCGAGGCCACCUCCGCCGAGGCUGCGGGCGAGAACCGCGGCAGCAGCGAGUCGGAGACGGAGCAGCCCACGCCCCGGCAGAAGAAGCCCCGCCGGAGCCGCACCAUCUUCACCGAGCUGCAGCUCAUGGGCCUGGAGAAGAAGUUCCAGAAGCAGAAGUACUUGUCCACCCCAGACAGGUUGGACUUGGCCCAGUCUCUGGGACUCACUCAACUGCAGGUGAAGACUUGGUACCAGAACCGCAGGAUGAAAUGGAAGAAAAUGGUUCUUAAAGGUGGACAGGAAGCGCCCACAAAACCCAAAGGUCGUCCCAAGAAGAACUCCAUCCCCACAUCAGAGGAGAUUGAAGCUGAAGAGAAGUUGAACAGCCAGGCCCAGAGCAAGGAGCCCUGGGAGCCCUCCCAGGGCCAGGAGGGGCUCCGUGACACGCAGGAACCAAAAGUGCACGGUGUCCCCGUACAGGUGGCUGAGCCCCUAGGCCAGCCCCAGGAGUUGCCAGUAGCUUCUUCGGAACCCCCGCCAUCAAGCUAAAAUAAAACUCCUGGGGGGACUGGGAAGGGGGAGACUGGGAAGAAGGGAAAGAGAGAAUGCGGGGAGAAGGGAAAGAGAGAAUGCGGGGAGACCAGGGAGAGGAAAGCUUCUGAGAGCCAGUAACUUGUGGGGAGAAGACCACCACCGGCCGCCUCCCUCCUGCCCGCAGAUCUCACCUCGAGACUUUGAGGAAGACUUGCUGGCUUUGGCCUGCUCUUCCUGAAAGGCUGCUUUAGCCACGGAUGCCCUCGACUAAGGGACACAGUGCCUUGGAACUGCCGACUCCAGCUGGGCUGAUGCCGUGGGGCUGUCCGGGUCCAAGCCCCCCCAGUGUGGUAGAGGAUGCUCCAGCCAGCCUCUGGACAGCCAGCCGUCAAAGCAGAGCGGGAUGGAGGAGGGGGCGGCAUGCCCAGGUUCCUUGCUGACUGAGCACUUAUUUCUGUAGUUUUAAAAGAGAAUUUAAUGUUUUUGGUUGUUUUUUUUUGGCGGGAGGGGGGGUUGGUGAGGGUGGGCAAAUAAGAGUUGGGGGAAGGGAGUUCUGAGUUAAUAGAAUAAAGUUUGUUUGAAGACACGUGUGCCUUUGUAUCCAUUGUAAGGUGGUCAGGUGACCCAGGAACUGAUAAACCUUGUUUUUCUUGCUUCAUUAAGUUUUCAUCCCUGAAGCUGCAAUGCAGAUAUGUUAAGAUAACUUUUAUUUUUUAAUUAAAAAUAAAUCUUUCAAAAAA